This is a messenger RNA of Oryctolagus cuniculus (rabbit), 1759 nucleotides long. RefSeq lists its product as uncharacterized. NCBI's taxonomy places the organism in Eukaryota, Metazoa, Chordata, Mammalia, Lagomorpha, Leporidae. Gene Ontology annotation, molecular function: hydroxypyruvate reductase [NAD(P)H] activity; glyoxylate reductase (NADPH) activity; NAD binding. Gene Ontology annotation, cellular component: cytosol. The record is from RefSeq and is a predicted model, not a curated record.
UGGCGCGGGGCGGGGCUGGCGGCCGCGCGGCAGCGGCCCACGCGUGAGCGCCGUGGCCGGCCCUGGCGUGACGUCGCGGAGCCCCGGCGCUGCGGCCGCGCCCUGAGGGGAGAAGUUGCUAAUGCAGAACGUUCCGCGAGGGCCGGCGCCCGUCGGGGCUCAGCUCUGGGAGAGCUCGGGCGGGCGGGCGGGCGGGCGGCGUCGGGAGCAGAAACAAUUCUGCGUUCUGAGACAAGGCUAGCCCCAAGGGGUAGAGGACGAAGUCGGAAUUCUCGGGUGCGAGCGGGGCGGGGGCAGCGCCUGUGCCCCACGGAGCCCCUCCCUACGUCCCAGUCUGUCCUUUGUUAAGCAGGUAUCUGUGUACUCUGCCCCACACUCUGAGGCGGAGGAGUUCCUGGGGUUCCGGGCGUCCCCCGCGUGGGCAGGCUCAAGGGUCACCUGGCUCCUCGCCGCCUCCUGCAGCUGGCCGGCAGCGUGCAGACGAGAAAGAGCCGUCCGAGGAGACGGGAGCCCUGCGGGUCCUUCUGCUGCUUCUGAGCCCAUUGCCUGGCGGCUUACCAGAGAAACCCUGAACUGAGAGCCUGAUCGGCUGAAGACAGUUUCAACAAAGGUCAUGGCAGACCAGGAGCUGCCCUGUGUGCUGGUGUCUGGAUUCGAAGGACCAUGUGGUGUGUUCAAGGAUCACGUCGGAGACCUGCAGAAGCACUUCCGUCUCAUUACCAUGAAAGAAUUUCUGAAAAAUAAAACACAACUCAGCCAACAGAUCCAGGCAGUGUACAUCUGGGGUGGAGAGCCCGUGAUCGACCGCCAGCUGCUGCAGAGCCUGCCCUCCCUGAAGAUCAUCGCCAGUGCAGGCGUGGGCGUGGACCACCUGGACCUGCCGCUCAUCGCCAGCUUCGGGGUGAAGGUGGCCAACACACCCCAAGCCGUGUCCAGCCCCACAGCAGAUCUGGGCAUGACCCUGCUGCUGGCUGCAGCGCGUAGGCUCCUAGAAGGUUGCCAGCUGGUUCUCUCGCCAGAGACAGAGAGCUUCUCCAUCAACUGGAUGGGUCAGGGGGUGACAGGGGCCACUCUGGGGAUCGUCGGCAUGGGCAGCAUUGGCUAUAAGGUCGCGCAGAGGGCCAAAGCAUUUGAAAUGAAGAUUCUGUACCACAAUCGGAACCGCAGGCCACGGGAGGAGGAGGAAGCUGUUGGGGCCACUUACUGUGAGAAAAUGGAGGACCUGCUGCGACAGUCGGACUUCGUGAUGCUGGCCCUGCGCCUGACCCCUGAGACCCGGGGCCUGCUCGGGAGGCGGGAGCUGGCCCUGAUGAAGCCCACGGCUGUGCUUGUGAACAUCAGCAGAGGUCUGCUGGUUGAUCAGGACGCGCUGGUGGAGGCUCUUCAGACUGGGGUCAUUCACGCCGCCGCGCUGGACGUCACACACCCGGAACCCCUGCCCAGAGACCACCCUCUGCGGGGGCUGAAGAACGUCAUUCUGACGCCUCACAUGGGAAGUGCGACUCACCAAGCCCGGCGACAGAUGAUGGAAGACCUGGUUGAGAGCGUGCUGGCGGCUCUCAGCGGCCUCCCCAUUCCCAACGAAGUGGUGGGGAGAGCGACUUAGGGAGGCCUGCCGUGGAGGCCAGUCAGCUCGGCGGGGUCGUCAGCUCGGCCGGCCGCACCCUGUGCUCAGGAGCCUCCUCCAGGUCCCGACCUGCCAACGGCCCAAUUCCUAUUAAAACCUCGGCUGGCUGGGGCAUUUAGUAGUCUGUUGCCA